AUGGCAGAACAGCAGAGUUCAAUAGCGAGGGUGCCGUCGAGGUGCACAGCAGAGACGGCGCGGGCCAUGGUCGCGUUCGAGAUCGCCGGUUACAGCCUGCACAAGGGCCUCGGUAGAGGAAAAUAUCUCUGUUCCCCGGCAUUCUUCGUCGGCGGCUACGAAUGGUACAUCUGGUACUACCCCGACGGAAACGACGAGGAGAGUGAAGGUUACAUCUCUGUCUUCCUCAAGCUCCCGACCAAGAACGCAGAGGCGAGGGCGCUCUGCAAAUGGAAGGUUGUGGAUCAGAAUAAGGGGGUGUCGAUUGUGGUGCACUCGGGCAAAGAGCCACAAUUGUUUCACCGUCAAAAGUCUACCUGGGGCAUACCAAAGACCUGCAGAACGAUUGCUGAGUACUUGUACCUGCAGAACGAUUGCCUGGUGAUCGAGUGCGAAGUCAGUGUCAUCAAGGGAGCAAUCGAGGUCCAUGUGCCGCCCUCCGACCUUUUGGAUAAUCUUGCAACGUUGCUAGAGGGGAAGAAAGGAGCCGACGUGACUUUUAAGGUGCAAGGGGAGGUUUUUCCAGCUCAUAAGAAUUUGCUUGCGGUGCGAUCGGCGGUCUUCGAUGCGGAGUUCUACGGGCCGAUGGCGGACAAAGGGGCGCACGACAUAACUAUUGAUGACAUGGAGCCUGCUGUUUUCAAGGCAUUUCUUCACUUCAUCUACACGGAUUCAAUGCCUUCCAUGGACGAUCUUGAUGGUGAUGACAGAAGAGAAAUGGUUAAGCACUUGCUCGUGGCUGCAGACAAGUAUGCGAUGGGAAGGAUGAAGAUGAUUUGUGAAGGGAUGCUAUGUAAGUGUCUUGGCAUUGAGACCGUGGCAACCAUAUUGGCUCUAGCUGACCAGCAUCAUUGCAGCAACCUCAAAGAUGCUUGCAUUGAAUUUAUGCUCUCUUCGAAUAGAAUGGAUGAUGUGAUCGCAAGCCAAGGGUAUGCACACCUCAAGAGAUCUUUUCCUGGUCUCUUUGUAGAGUUGUUUGAGAGGACAGUUAAGUCCCGCAAAAUUUAG
Hordeum vulgare subsp. vulgare (domesticated barley) is the source of this 1047-nucleotide messenger RNA. RefSeq names its product BTB/POZ and MATH domain-containing protein 1-like. The transcript has 2 exons. The coding region runs from base 1 to 1047 and encodes 348 amino acids. The record is from RefSeq and is a predicted model, not a curated record. Gene Ontology annotation, biological process: protein ubiquitination. NCBI's taxonomy places the organism in Eukaryota, Viridiplantae, Streptophyta, Magnoliopsida, Poales, Poaceae. Gene Ontology annotation, molecular function: protein binding.